AGCCUUCCGGGCUCAAUUCGUUUCGCGUGAAGAGAAGACGAGGUAGACGUGGUGCGGUUUCGGGAGCUCCGAAGUGACGCGUGAUGACAUCGGUGAACCUGAAGAUCAAGCCAGUUCAAGCACCCAGUGGUGAAGCGGAGAUAGCGAUUAGCAUCGACACCACGUGUACGGUGGAAGAGCUCAAAGAAAAGGUCGCACCGCAGGUGAACAUUCCUGCGAAGAAUAUUCGUUUGGUAUGUGCAGGUCGGAUUUGGCAAGAUGCUCAGACCAUCGGUUCCUAUGAGCCGAAGGACGGCGUAGUGGUGCACUGCUUGAACAACCCGCAGAGAGACGCGGCUCCGACCGAUCAGACACUGGCGCCAGCCAACCCCAUGUCACAGAUGAUGGGGGCGCCGGCACCGGCACAGAAUUCAGGCGAUCCAUUUUCCCAGAUGAUGGCGCAGACACAGCAGCAGAUGAUGCAAAAUCCCGAAGUGAUGCAGCAGCUCAUGAAUUCCCCGAUGGUUCAGCAGAUGAUGAGCAACCCCGAGAUGUUGCGCGCCAUGGUGCGGAUGAAUCCUCAGCUAAAUGAACUCAUGGAACAGCGUCCGGAGAUCGCCCGGAUGCUGGAAGACCCGGAGCUGCUACAGCAGUCCUUGCGCAUGGUGGCGAAUCCAUCUCUGAUGAGGGAGAUGACCCGAAAUGCAGACAGGGCACUAGGUCAGUUAGAUGCGAUGCCAGGUGGGCACAAUGCUCUUGUGCGUGCUCAUGAGGAGUUUGCAGAUCCGCUUUUCGAAGCCAUGUCCGGAGGUGGUGGCACCAAUCCCAGCACAACAGCCGCGGUAGACUACUCCCAGGACACCUCCUCCGCUCCGAAUAGCGAGGCAUUGCCCAAUCCUUGGGGUCCUCCGCAACAAGUGACUCAGGGAGGUGGGGCAGGCCCAACCCAGGUGGGUGGUCCUCCUCCAGAACCCACUCCCAUGCCGACCAUGUCCGGGUUCCCUAUGCCCAAUUGGGGCAGUGGGCCACUAGGUGGGCCACCUGUCCAACAGAUGAACCGUGCCUACACCGGAGGACCUUUCAUGACCCCCUGGGGGACCUAUGUGAAUACGCACAUAACUGCCCCAAGCGCACCGGGAAUGACAGGGCCAGGCACCACAGGGCCCAGUACCACAGGGCCAAGCAUGACAGGGCCAAGCACCACAGGGCCAAGCACCACAGGGCCAAGCAUGACAGGGCCAGGUAUGACAGGCAUGCCGCCAGCAGCAGGCAUGCCGCCAGCAGGUGGCAUGGGUGGCUUUGGUGGCAUGGGUGGCAUGGGUGGAUUUGGUGCUCCUGGAGGAUUUAACAUGGCAGCCAUGAUGAACGCCAUGAAUGCAAUGGGUGCUAUGGGCCAGCCUGGUGGCAUAGGAGGAGCCGGUGGAACCACCACAUCUCCUCAGACACUACAACCAAUGGGACCAGCCGCCGGCAACGCCGCAGCGAACCCGUUGAAUCGCGUGCGCUUCGCCUCGCAACUAGCGCAGCUCUCCUCCAUGGGGUUCAACAACGAGGCCGCCUGCUUGAGAGCGCUGGCGCGGCACGAAGGUCGAGUAGAUGCCGCCAUUGAUUCCCUGCUGGCCGGGGAAGAUGACAACAACCCCUAAGGGGCUGGGCAACCUCAGUGGCUCUAUGGCGCACGGCGGCUUCGGUUCCUGCUGGUUCCAAAAAUGCCCUGCCAGACCAGAAAGUCGAGCCGCUGAGGGCCUAAACCAAAAAUGGUUUGGAAGGAGAGAGUGAGAGUUCUCAAAAGUAAAGCUCCCAAAGCUUUUCGUGCAAGAGCUGCAUAUCAGAAAAACUUGUACUGUGCCAGUUCCGAGAG
Cladocopium goreaui is the source of this 1840-nucleotide messenger RNA. NCBI's taxonomy places the organism in Eukaryota, Dinophyceae, Suessiales, Symbiodiniaceae. The record is from the annotation of a GenBank genome assembly.